AUGCCACAAGGGAAACUCCUCUCGUGGAACAAAGUUGUUGUCUCCGGCGAGGAUCAGCCGGAGUGGGCGUUCAACGGAGACGAGGUUGCCCAGACAUCGCCAACAGAGACCGCGAGGCCAAGGACAGGAUUUUUUGCUGGGAUGAAAGAUCCGCGCCAGGGUCGAGAGGAGAGCGCUUCAAAACCGAAACGGGCCGUGAUGGUGUCGGGCUCCAUGCUAUGCUGCUGCCAGCGGCGAAGGAGGCAGGACGAGUUACACACUCUGAAAUCCGCAGACAGCAAGCAGCCUCUCCUCUACUACUCUACCAAUACUAUUCUUCAAGUCACAACCGCCCUCCCCGGGAAUAGAAGACCUCGCUUGAAUUGGGCCGCAGACUCCUGA
Blastomyces dermatitidis ER-3 is the source of this 381-nucleotide messenger RNA. RefSeq lists its product as uncharacterized. NCBI's taxonomy places the organism in Eukaryota, Fungi, Ascomycota, Eurotiomycetes, Onygenales, Ajellomycetaceae. The coding region runs from base 1 to 381 and encodes 126 amino acids. The record is from RefSeq and is a predicted model, not a curated record. The transcript has 2 exons.